Molecule: messenger RNA, 3295 nt
Organism: Oxyura jamaicensis (ruddy duck)
Lineage: Eukaryota; Metazoa; Chordata; Aves; Anseriformes; Anatidae
Gene: TMEM259
Product: transmembrane protein 259
Exons: 11
Coding region: 228-2447 (739 amino acids)
Biological process (GO): response to endoplasmic reticulum stress; positive regulation of ERAD pathway
Cellular component (GO): endoplasmic reticulum
Source: RefSeq, a predicted model, not a curated record
GCCGCGCGGAGGAGGAAGAGGGCGAGCGGCGGGGGGAGGAAGGAGUCAGCGGGGGCCGAGGUACCCGGAGCGGUACCGGCGCCGCCCAUGGCCGCGGGGCCGGCCCGGGAGCCGCUUCCCCGCCGGGCCUGCUCGGGGCCGCGCCGAGGCAGCAGCGGGCGCUGACCGCCGGGGCCGGGCCCUCAGCGGGGGGCGCCCCUCGCGCCCCCCCCCCUCCUCGGGCCGCGAUGUCCGAGAACAACCAGCCCCACGCCGCGCACCAGCACCCCGCCACCCACGGCGGGGCCGCCGGGGGGAACGGGCGCGGGGUGCGGAACCCCAACGGCAACCAGAACCCGCUGAUCAACGUGCGCGACCGCCUCUUCCACGCGCUCUUCUUCAAGAUGGCAGUGACCUACGCCCGGCUCUUCCCGCCCGCCUUCCGACGCGUCUUCGAGUUCUUCGUCCUGCUCAAGGCUCUCUUCGUGCUCUUCAUCCUGGCCUACAUCCACAUCGCCUUCUCCCGCUCGCCCAUUAACUGCUUGGAGCACGUGCGAGACAAAUGGCCGCGCGACGGCAUCUUGCGGGUGGAAAUACAGCGCAACUCGAGCCGGGCCCCCAUCUUCCUGCAGUUCUGCGGUGUUGAGAAGUUCCCAGGAAUGGUGGCUGAGCCCACAGCUGAGGAAGAAGAGGAGGAAGAGGAGGAAAUGACUGUGGAUAUGUUUGAGAACAGCUCCAUCAAGUUUGAGCUGGAUAUCGAGCCCAAGGUGUUCCUCAAGCCGUCCCGGGUGAGCAGCACCGAGGCGCUGAGCCACAACGAAAGCCAGGAGUUCUCGUUUAGUGAAGCAGCCCCUAAAGGUAUGCAGCCUCUGCGGGAGACUGUGUCCGAGUUUGAGAUGCUAACCAGAGCAGUGUGGCCGCAGGAGGAGUACAUCGUGGAGUACUCCUUGGAGUACGGCUUUCUGCGCCUGUCCCAGAGCACGCGCCAGCGCCUCAGCAUCCCCGUCAUGGUGGUGACUUUGGAUCCUACCAGGGAUCAGUGCUUUGGGGACAGAUUCAGUCGUCUGUUGCUGGAUGAGUUCCUGGGUUACGAUGACAUCCUGAUGUCAAGUGUCAAAGCCUUGGCUGAAAAUGAAGAGAACAAAGGUUUCCUUCGCAACGUGGUGUCUGGAGAGCACUACCGCUUUGUCAGCAUGUGGAUGGCUAGGACGUCCUACCUGGCAGCCUUUGUCAUCAUGGUCAUAUUUACUCUGUCCGUUUCGAUGCUGUUGCGCUACUCGCACCAUCAGAUUUUUGUCUUCAUUGUUGACCUGUUACAGAUGCUGGAAAUGAACAUGACAAUCGCAUUCCCUGCGGCUCCCCUGCUCACUGUCAUCCUGGCCCUAGUAGGUAUGGAGGCCAUUAUGUCGGAGUUCUUCAACGACACCACGACUGCGUUUUACAUCAUCCUCAUCGUGUGGCUGGCUGACCAGUACGAUGCUAUUUGCUGCCACACCAACACAAGCAAGAGGCAUUGGCUCAGGUUCUUCUAUCUGUACCACUUUGCCUUCUAUGCUUACCACUACCGAUUCAACGGGCAGUACAGCAGCCUGGCUCUCGUCACCUCAUGGCUGUUCAUCCAGCAUUCGAUGAUUUACUUCUUCCACCACUACGAGCUGCCGGCUAUUCUCCAGCAGAUCAGGAUCCAGGAGAUGCUGCUGCAGAACCAGCAGGUGGGCCAAGGGACGCAGACGACGCUCCAAGACAACCUCAACAACAACACUACCGCUGCCCCCGUUGAGGUGGGGAGCCGUCGGCCCCACCUGGCCGCUGGCCCUUCCGGGGAGAGCAGCGGCCCGGCGGCGCUGACCCCCAGCGAGGCCUCCAGCGUCAUCGCCGCUGCCACGGCGGCGUCGGUUGGGAGCGACCUGAACUGGGUCGCUGAGACAGCCGCCAUCGUCACGGAAGCCUCGUUUCUCUCUGACCUGAGCUCUACCCUGCUGGAGCCAAACGUGGUGCACGAAGCCAUGGCCAGCGGGAGCCCUCAGGACGCCGCCGCCUCCAGCCUGGUUGCCCGCAUCAGGGUCAGCAGUGACCACCCGGAGACUGCUGUGGGCUCCAUCACCAUCGAAGUCACUUCGACGGCUGUGGUUGCUGCUGCAGACGUGCCCCCCGCCACAGAGGCGGCAGCGGCCGCGCCCCCCGGCCUGGCCCAGGAGGACGGGGCCUCUGUCCCCAGCCCGUCCCCUCCUGAGCAGACUGAGGCCGUGCGGGGCUCAGACAGCCAAGCAAAACCUAGCGGCAAGAACUGUGCUGCGGCCAGCGGCGGGGCAGAGACCCCCCCAGCCACUGGGGAGAACUCUGAUCAGGACAAACGCUCGGGCCGUGCUCUGGGGGACCGGGGGGAGAGCAGCCCUUGCCCAGCACCAGCAGAUAGUACAGCUAGCUCCGGGCCGUGCUCGGAGCCAGACUCGAGGAGCCUGUCUUGAGUCCCUGUUCCUGUCCUUCUGGACUGCCAGGAAGGCAUCUGGAUUUCGUUUGUUACUAUUUCUCACUUCACCAUCAUCCUUAACCCAUGAAUUCCUCUUAGUGGAGGCAGAGCAGCUGGGACAGAGACAAGGUGCUGCGGUGAACUCCCCUGGGAAAAGCGCGUGUGUGCUCGUGUACGAGAGGAGAGGCUGGCGCGUGUCGGACUGCUCGGUGCCAGCUGCUCCCCGUGGGGAGGGCGCGAGGCGUGAUGGCUCCCGGGGCUUUGUGCUGCCCCUGGGGCUGCGGGCGAGCUGCCUGGCUGUGUCCUCCCUGCCACCAGCUCAGUGUCACAGCUUUUCCCCGGCUUUGCCCCCUGAGGUUGUGUUUGCAGUCCGGGCAUUGCUUGCAGCCGUGAGCUGAUUUGUGACGAACCACGUGUGGGUGUGUGGCAGCUCUGGUUAGAGCAGCGACCGCGUGUGAGCAGGGAGAGCAUCUUCAGCAGUGCUUGGGAGAAAACUGGUAAACUUUCCUUCUCCAGGGGAAAAGAAGCUCCACACCUUCCCCUGACACCAGAGCUGCUCCCCGCAGAGCAAAGCUGGGCAAUAACCAAAGCAGAAGCUGCAUUUUAGCCCUUUUUUUUUUCUCCCUUGAAUUUCCCUUGGUCGGUGGGUUGGGGUGGUAGAAGCUGCCACAUGCAGGUCAGAGCAUCCACCCCAGGAAAGGGGCACUUGGCCGUGCCUGGAAGCAGUGGAGAAAACGUCUCAGCCCUGGAGAAGCACUCUGCCCUCUGCUGCUGGUGAUCCCUGCAAGGCUUCCCUCCUUCAGCCCCUCUUAAGUGCAUGUGGCCAGCAUAAAGCGGGAGCUCCUA